Messenger RNA from Pecten maximus, 3596 nucleotides. RefSeq names its product leucine-rich repeat-containing protein 74B-like. Bases 802 to 2478 code for a protein of 558 amino acids. Gene Ontology annotation, biological process: nucleocytoplasmic transport; activation of GTPase activity. Gene Ontology annotation, molecular function: GTPase activator activity; small GTPase binding; calcium ion binding. The record is from RefSeq and is a predicted model, not a curated record. Gene Ontology annotation, cellular component: cytosol; nucleus; perinuclear region of cytoplasm. Lineage: Eukaryota; Metazoa; Mollusca; Bivalvia; Pectinida; Pectinidae. The transcript has 12 exons.
CAUAAAUACAUGUAGUAAGAAUACUGGAUGUAGCGACAAAAAAACGUUUUUAUUCCUUUUAUUUGUUUAUCCCCCGUGAACAGCCAGGGUCAUUUUGUGGCGGGGUCUCCUUGUGGUAGUUGUUGGUUACUUCAUUCACAAACAUUGGUGAUACCGAUGGAUAAUGGUAAAAUCAGGAUCUAGAGAACGACUUAUUUCCUUGAGGAAGGAGGGGGAUCUGGAGAAUUUCAGAUCUUCGACAGUCUGUGGUCGAUCCCAAGCAGAGGCUUGAUAAUAUAAUGGCUUUAAUUUCAUUGGUGGGUAGGGGCUCAUAUAUACAUGACAUUCAUAAUCAGAGAGGUACAUACAGGGAUAUGGGAACUGAAAAUCUUGUUCACUUUUAUGCACACAUAAUUAGAGGUACAUUUGGGGGUAUGGGAACUUGGAUUCUGGUUCACAGUUUAUACACACAUAAUCAGAGAGGAACAUUUGAGGGUAUGGGAACUGGGUGUCUGUUCUCUUUGAUACAGAUAUAAUCAGAGAGGUACAUGUGUAAUGCCAUACUAGUUAGACAAUGUACAUUAUCCAAAAAUCAAUACGGAUUUUCAGGUGCAGCGCACCAUUCUAUUGACCUUUGACCGCAUACCUGACAUAUAAACAUCUCCAAUGGAAUGUCAAGACUGUAAUGCAAUCAUCAAUACCAUUCGAAAAUCUCACUGUGGAAUCUUAAGCCUGUGAAUAUUUUCUUUGUUCGGGAAGGUAAAAUUCAGAAUUAGCUACGGAGGCUGACUAUUAAAAUGGCAAAAACAUCAAAUACUUGACAUGGGCUGGACAACACCGAAAAUGGACAAAAUGAAAUCCCUUGUGAUGAAGAAGGGCAAGAGGGAUGACGUUAUCAAACAGGAGAAAGGGUUCUCAUUGCCGAGGCUUAAAACCAGUGACAAGUUCCACGUAGCUUUCACGCGCUCGGACACAGAAUUCCUAACAGUAGCGGUAAAGAAAAGAACAUCACAGAACAUCGUUUCAGUUUGGCAGACUCGUGGAAACGCCAAGGAGGCAGGGAAACGGAGGAAUUAUUACGCGAAAUUAUGUCAAAAGAUCAAGGUCAUUCCCAUCCGAAAGGUUAUGGCUCAGAUAGGGGGACGGCACAUGUCUGUCCGGGACCAUUGCCUUGUAGGCAAAGAACUCAGAGCCAUCUGUAAAACACUGAGGGGGGACGACUCACUCGGCACACUUGACCUGUCCGGAAACACGUUGUCCGGUCGAGAAGGCCGCUAUGUCCAGGAGGUGCUGAUCUCUACUCCUAAACUGACCUCACUGACUUUAGAUGAGUGUGGGCUGGACAGUGAGACUCUAGAGGCCCUGUCCAGAUGUCCAGGGGUCUCCCAGCUCCAGCAACUCAGUCUGGCAGGUAAUCGUAUCCAGGACAAAGACAGUGGAUCUAUAGCCACCAUUUUACAGAGCUGUAAGACACUGAGGCACUUCAACUUGAGUCAUAAUGCAUUUGAGACAGAUGGCUGUAAAUUGCUGGGUCAGGCAAUCGAGGAAAACACCAACAUUAAAGAACUGGACCUCAGUUGGAAUCACAUCCGGGGGCGUGGCAGUAUAUACAUAUCACGUGGUAUACAGUGUAACACCUGUAUUACGGAUAUAAAUCUGGCAUGGAACGGUUUUGGUUUCGAGGGAUGUUCCGCCAUGUCCGAGGCCUUACGCCACAACACGACAUUGACCAAGUUAAAUUUGGCCUGCAGCAGAGUCCAUCCUCCCGCCAUGCUGGAACUUACCAGAGGCCUAUGUGUGAACAAGUGCCUUCUCGUACUGGACCUCAGUAACAACCCUAUCACUCCCAUAUAUACAACCAUCCUCAUCAACGCCAUCAAGAAAUCUCCGGAGAUGUCCUUACAGUUCCUACGUCUUGAGAAAAUUGUUGUUGAUAAACCAUUUGUGGACACAUUAACCGAGUUGAAAGACCAACGUGGUUUCGAGGCCGUGUACGAGUUAGCACUCCCGGUAAAGAGUAUCUCGGAGGAUAAGAUGCGGAAGGAAAUCCAAGCCCCAUCUGUGUUCAACAUGGAUCCGCUAAAAUUAUUAUACAUGCUCAAAGAAAAGAACCGCGCCCAGGAUUUCUUUAGGCGGAUCAACAAAGAUAACGAUGACUCGGUGUCCCCGGAGGAGAUCAAACAACUGUUCAAAGAAUCCGGGGUGCCUGUUUCGGAUAUGGUCAUCGACAAGAUCGUCAAUUUCCUGGAUGAAGAUGGAGACGGAAAUAUCGACAUGAGGGAAUUCCUCGCGGGAGACAAGAAGAUGAGGAAGAUGUCUAGAGAUACCAGGCGGACCGGAGAUGAGGACAUGAACAAGUAUUCACGUUCCUUUAGGAAAGGAAAUAUAGACCCGAUGACAUUCCGGCUCAAAGUGUCGAACGCGCCUAAUCUCCUGUCACCCGUUAUGUCGCGAGAGCCAUCCCCGAAUGGCGAAUCUCCAAGGAAACUGUCAAGUUGAUUAUAUUAUUAAUCAUGAAUUCAUUUAUGUAAAGACAGCAGACAGAAACAUUGCCGCUUUAAACUGUAUUUUAGAAUGAACAGUUAGCAUGGACAAUAAUACAGUGUAAAAGGGAAAUAACUCUGUUAUACUUGGUUUUUGCAUUGUCUGGUAAGUUGUGACUAUCUGUAUUUGACUGUCUGUAAGGUGGAAGCUGAUUCGUCUGUUUAUUUGUGACUGUCUGUAAGGUGGUGGCUGAUUUGUCUGUUUAUUUGUGUCUGUCUGUAAGGUUAUUGUUGAUUUGUCUGUUUAUUUGUGACUGUCUGUAAGGUUAUUGUUGAUUUGUCUGUUUAUUUGUGACUGUCUGUAAGGUGGAGGUUGAUUUGUCUGUUUAUUUGUGACUGUCUGUAAGGUGGAGGUUGAUUUAUCUGUUUAUUUGUGUCUGUCUGUAAGGUGGUGGCUGAUUUGUCUAUUUAUUUGUGUCUGUCUGUAAGGUGGUGGCUGAUUUGUCUAUUUAUUUGUGUCUGUCUGUAAGGUGGAGGUUGAUUUAUCUGUUUAUUUGUGUCUGUCUGUAAGGUGGUGGCUGAUUUGUCUAUUUAUUUGUGUCUGUCUGUAAGGUGGUGGCUGAUUUGUCUGUUUAUUUGUGACUGUCUGUAAGGUGGUGGCUGAUUUGUCUGUUUAUUUGUGUCUGUCUGUAAGGUUAUUGUUGAUUUGUCUGUUUAUUUGUGACUGUCUGUAAGGUGGAGGUUGAUUUAUCUGUUUAUUUGUGACUGUCUGUAAGGUUAUUGUUGAUUUGUCUGUUUAUUUGUGACUGUCUGUAAGGUGGUGGCUGAUUUGUCUGUUUAUUUGUGUCUGUCUGUAAGGUUAUUGUUAAUUUGUCUGUUUAUUUGUGACUGUUUGUAAGGUUAUUGUUGAUUUGUCUGUUUAUUUGUGACUGUCUGUAAGGUUAUUGUUGAUUUGUCUGUUUAUUUGUGACUGUCUGUAAGGUUAUUGUUGAUUUGUCUGUUUAUUUGUGACUGUCUGUAAGGUGGUGGCUGAUUUGUUUGUUUAUUUGUGACUGUCUGUAAGGCGGUAGUUGAUUUGUCUGUUUAUUUGUUGAUAAAAUGUUGCCAUUUUGAAAUAAAUAAGAAAAUUAAUGA